Polypterus senegalus (gray bichir) is the source of this 3331-nucleotide messenger RNA. Its product is annotated as artemin. The record is from RefSeq and is a predicted model, not a curated record. The coding region runs from base 528 to 1391 and encodes 287 amino acids. Gene Ontology annotation, molecular function: glial cell-derived neurotrophic factor receptor binding; growth factor activity; receptor tyrosine kinase binding. Lineage: Eukaryota; Metazoa; Chordata; Cladistia; Polypteriformes; Polypteridae. The transcript is spliced from 5 exons.
GCAGUUCGCCGUCUCUUACUGAUGAGAAGUGCUCUCCAGAGAGGGACAGUCGCAGCAAAGUCACUGGCUGGAUGCUUUUACGCCGGAGGAAAACCCUAUUUCUUGUAAAGAUUAUUUCGCCCUUUUCACAGAAUAUGUUCCAAAACACCGGAUUGCCUUUGACAUUUUUUCAUUUUGCUCUUUUUUCCAACUUCAGCUCAUUUUAAUUCCAGUCAGUGCUGAGAACAUCGAGCACAAAGUUGGGCUAAGAACUCCAUGUCGUUGAGAAUAUUUCUAAACGCAAGAGUAAAAUCUGCAAUUUGACAGCUGUACCUUGGAGCACAUACCAGGAAAAGAAGGAGAGCAGAGCAGGUUACAGAGGGAGGUGCCUUGUAUCCAUUUGUGAAUAACUUGGGGGAUUUUCUGCCUUUGUAAAUUAAGGCAAAACCUGGACCACUUUGAACAGCACGAAUACGGGAACGAGUUUGGAAGAUAGGCAACAUGUUGCAGUAGAAGUGGUCUGCCUGUGGAUUUUAUGUCGGCAGGCGAUGACAACCUGUCAGAUGACAACGGGAGGACAGAAAGGUACCGGCAGCUGUGAAGUGCACUCGGGCCGCAGGAGGACACAAGCAAUGCACGAUGGAAAGCGAUGGCAUCAUGAGGAGAAGAAAAUCAUGGCAGAAAGGAUAUCUGUGACGCAAAAGAACCAACGAGGCUGGAAGGUGAUGUUAUGGAUCCUUGCUUCUCUGUUGUCAAUAGUGGUGGGUGUUUCACCUCAGGAGAGCUGGAGUCCGGAACCAGCCACUGAGACAGAAGGCCUCUUGGAGAAACUGGAAAGUGAAGCAGAGGGCUUCUCAGAGGUGUUUCCUCCGAGCUUCCAGAAGCAAGAUGAGCCACCACAGGAGACUGAGGUGGAAGUGAUCGACAACAUUGAACAUUCAGUUCACUCCAAUUGGGGCACACUCUUUGUGGACCCUUCCCUGUCAGAAUUCCCUGAUGACCACCAAAAUCGGUGGGAGCGCUCUCCUUCAGACUCUUUGCGCCAUAAGGCAUCCAGGAAAAGCAGAAAGAAGCCAAAGCCUUCUCCUUCCCCUCGAGGGGACAGCCGUGGUUGCAAAGUACGGACCCUCCAUGUACGGGUCCGAGACCUGGGACUUGGUUAUGACUCAGAUGAGAUUGUCCUCUUUAAGUACUGUGCAGGAUCCUGCCAGCGAGCACGUACUAAUCAUGACUUGACACUCAGCAAACUACUACAGCAGAAGGUUAUCCACUCGGGCCGUGGUGAAGAGAAAAUCAGUGCUCAUCCUUGUUGUCGGCCCACCCGGUAUGAACCUGUCUCUUUCAUGGAUGUGCAGAACACAUGGCAAACAGUGGAAAAGCUGUCAGCUGCUGAGUGUAGCUGUGUGGGCUGAAGGGGCCUGUGCAUCCUCCAAGAAUAAAUGAAAAAAAGGAAAGGAAGAAGGCUUUUGAGGAGUUCUUUAGCCAGGGUGUUGUGGUAGGGGAUAAGGCGAGUUUGAAAUGCUGGAAAUGAGUUCCUCCAGCAAGAAUCACAAGGGUGUCAAAAAGAAGACGGCCAUUCCUUGCUGUCUAUGGAACGGACAAUGGCACAUAGUGCAUCCAUACUGAAGACCUCUGACUGCCCUGACCAUUGACAACAAUGGAGAAAGAAGAAGGAAUGUAAAUGGUUCACUGCCGCUGGAUUCCCAGGACUAUUAAACAAGGGAUGGAUGCAGUUACAUUGAGGACCCUUGUUAGGUGCACAGCCAGGUUAUCUGUAUUAUAAAGGCUUGUUUCCUGUAACUGCCUAUGGGUGGCUGUCAGCAUCUGCAACAGCUCAUACUGUAUUUACUCCCCCAACAGGAGUAAAAAAAAGGAAUGCUAAAUUGAAACUGAAGCUGAUUACUGCCAAAUCAACUAUAAUGUUAUCCAUAAAGCAUCCAAGAAAGAGCAGCUAAUGUAUCCAAAUAUGACAACCGUAAGCAAGGAUGCCUUCUUGGGGAUUAAUACAACUUGAACACUCUUUGGUAGUGUUUGUGGACGCCCAGAUGUGUUAGGAUUAAAAAAAGAGUUAGUUUUGUAUUUGUAUCUUAUCAGAUGAUACUUUUAUUUAGAAAAAAUAUCUGAUUAUGGUUCAUAGUCCAAAAAAAAUAAUAACAAGUUCACCCACCAGCAAAAUCUGUCUUGGUGACGUCAUGAAAGUUCUCUGUUUGUUCUAUCCUUUGCUAAGAAGUGAUGAUUGUGAAGGGGUGUACCUUUCACAAGCUGGGUGCAUGUAAGGUGAUGCCAGCAAGAUUUUUGGAAUUCACUGUGACUAGCAGCUGUAGCCAUUUCAGCAUUGUUCAAGGGUGGGCAAUAUAAAACCUAUAGUUUCUGUUGGGCCAUUUCCUCAAACUGAUAUAGAGCAUUGUUAACUGUUUUUUCCCAUAUUUAUGUAGCUGCAGUGCAAGACAAAGCUGCUUGUGGAAGCUCGAUGGCUCCAUAAGAUGGUGCUUUCAAUCAAGUACAUGAGGCGUUGAACCUGAACAACAACGUAGACACUUGAUUAUGUGGAGGAGAUGUUAGGACAGCAUAGCAAUUAGCUAACCAAACGAGCAUGGCAGAAUGAAUGGUGCCCUCUUAUUUACCAAUCUUCUUAUCUUUUUAAGCUCGCAGUACACAACAGGACUUUGAGUCGACAGCUUUUCAGACUUAAUGACUGCAGUUGCUCAAUCUUGUUGCUUUCAGGAUAUCAUAUUAUACAACUAGGGGUGGCAGGUGAUGACAGAUUACAUCACCCGCUCACACAGGUCACCACUGUUUCAAAUUUCCAAAGUAGCACACAUUUUGAUGUCAAUUAAUGUGGUACCAAAAAUGGAUAUAUAUGAAUGUUUCUAAGUAUGAUGAAUUCAGCUACAGUCUCAUUCCCAUCUUUUUGUUUUUUACAUUCUGCAACGGUACGAGAAACACAAGACAUUGAACAGACAAGACUCUCCUGUUUGCAUUGUCCAAAACACCUGUUUUCUUUCUUUACUUGUGACUUGUUGUACUUUUGCAUGAGUAUUCAUUGCUUCUCAGCUCUCAUACAUACAGGAGUCUGUCUCUACAACUUAAGAGAAAAUCAUACCUUGUCAUGGUGAGGUAUGCACCACUGUGAUUUUGGAGAUGGGGAUGUCACAUUACUUGUCUGGCAGUGUCAGGCAUGAACUGCAACUGUCCACGACACUCCAACAUUAUGUAAAUGAAUAACUUAAUUGGUUAUGCACAAUUUAAAUGCAAGGUAUAGUCUGGAGCCUACAUAAAGCACUUACGAUUUAUAUUUAUUUUACAGUGUUUUUCCCAGUUGAUUCUGGGGUUCGUCAGGGGUGUGUUCUUG